Molecule: messenger RNA, 763 nt
Organism: Candoia aspera
Lineage: Eukaryota; Metazoa; Chordata; Lepidosauria; Squamata; Candoiidae
Gene: SYNGR4
Product: synaptogyrin 4
Exons: 4
Coding region: 45-734 (229 amino acids)
Cellular component (GO): neuromuscular junction; synaptic vesicle membrane
Source: RefSeq, a predicted model, not a curated record
UUCAAGAUCCAGCUUUGUUCUAAUGACAAAAAGGCAACUGCAGGAUGAGAAAAACCGUUUCAGUCUUGCAGGAGUUUUCAGACCAUGACAUGGUGCAUUUCUUCACACAACCUCAGAUUGUUGCUAGAACACUAGCAGGGGUUUUCUCUCUGGUUAUAUUUGCCUCCUUGGUGACUGAAGGAUAUCAAAACUUGACAACCUCUUCCCAGCUAUAUUGUAUUUUGAAUGAUAAUGGGGCAGCCUGCUGCUAUGGCAUCACAGUUGGUGUACUUUCUUUUCUCCAGUCUCUCCUCUUUUUGGGCUUUGAUGUCUAUGAUACUUACAUUACUAAUCACAAGAUCAAGUAUGCCAUCCUUGUACUGGAUGUUACUUUCUCUAUCACGUGGACAUGCCUGUGGUUUGUUGGAUUCUGUUUCCUAGCCAAUCAGUGGAACCGGUCAACUCACUCCUACCUGCUGGGAACUAGUGCUGCACGGGCUAGCAUUGCCUUUGCCUUCCUUUCUGUUCCAUGCUGGGUAUACCUAGCCUAUCUGGCUGUGAAAAACCUGUGGGCUGAGCCACCUGUGCCAUAUAAGCGGACACUGGAUGAAGGAUCUGUUGCCCUGACCACCCUUUCUACACCCACCACCACCUCUCUUCCCAAUAAUAUGGGAUUCCCUGAAAAUGUGGGUGCAGCUUCCUACCCAUCCACUCCUGUACCCCACCGACUAACCUUAAUGAAUACCGAUGACUAGACAAUUAUUUGUUCCUAUAUUAAAUAAAA